UUCACUGGAUAGCUUUAACUGCCACGGCAAAUGAGAAAACUGAAAGGGACAUUUUAGACCAAUUGCAAUUAAAACCUCCACAAAUGUUCAAAUCGUCUACUUAUCGUGCUAAUUUAUAUUAUGAUGCUCAUAUGGUUGCCUUUAUUCGCAAAAUUCUUUUUGACGCCCGUGAAAAGCAAAAAAGGGAAGGAAAAAAGCCUCACCCAGCAAGUGGAAUUGUUUAUUGUCAAACUCGAGCAGAAUGUGAACAUAUGGUUAAUGUCUUGACUUCAGGAAAAAUUCCGGCAGAAGCUUAUCAUGCUGGGCUUAGCAAUAAGGCAAGGGAUGAAGUCCAAAAUAAAUGGAGUUGUGAUCAAUUGCCUGUAGUUGUUGCUACAGUUGCUUUUGGAAUGGGUGUAGAUAAAGCUACAGUGAGAUUUGUAAUUCAUUGGAAUCCCCCUUUAAACAUGGCUUCGUAUUAUCAAGAAUCUGGACGUGCAGGACGUGAUGGAAAGCGAAGCUAUUGCCGUAUUUACUAUUCUCGUGAAUAUCAAGGAAUGAUGAAUUUUAGAUUACAUAGUUCAAUUAAUGGAAUUAAUAGGACUAAAAGUGUCCCUGCCCAAGUAGUUGAACAACGAAAAAAAGAAAUUCAAAAAGGUUUUGAAAAAAUGAUUGAAUAUUUGGAGAAGGCAAAUUGUAGACAUGCUUAUAUUGGACGCUAUUUUGAUGAAAAUGUUGUAAAUUGUUCGAAUAAUUGUGAUUUUUGUAAAAAUCCUCAAAAAGUCAAAGAAGGAUUAAAAUGUUUGGAAAAAUUUGAGAGGGUAAAUACUAACAGAAGAGGGAUGAAUAAUAAUGAGGAAGAAGAUGGACAACUUUAUGGAGGAGGAAGAAAGCGGCUAUUAAGAGACGCUGAUUAUGAAAAUACUCGAGAAGGAGGAAUGGGCCCAGAUCCUACAAUUCAAGAACAAGAAGAGCGUCAACGUGUUCGAGAACUAGUUCAAAGUGAAUUGAGAAAAAGAAGAUUAAGUUCAUUAAAUGAAAUUCCAAAAUGGUCAGAUGCUGGAAAAGUUUUGAAGGAGGAUAAAGCAGAUAAUUAUCCUCUACUUCUUUCAACAACACAAAAAAUGCGGAAUAAAAUUCCAGGAUUGAAUUUUGAGAAACGAGAGCAAUACAGAAUUAAAAUUUGUAAUGAAUUGAGAUUAAAUGCGGCAGCAUGUGAAGCAUGGGAAAAGAUGGAUGAAGAUUUACUUGGAAAUUUAUCUGGUGUUUUGGAAGAAAGAGAAUUUUUGGGGGCUAAAUUGACAACAACUUAUGCAAAUAGAAUUGCUUCAAAGAUAAAUGAACUCAAAAAAGCAACAAAUCGUUCAGAAUUGCAUACUGAUUUACAACAGACUUGA
This is a messenger RNA of Meloidogyne enterolobii, 1376 nucleotides long. The record is from the annotation of a GenBank genome assembly. Lineage: Eukaryota; Metazoa; Nematoda; Chromadorea; Rhabditida; Meloidogynidae.